Ambispora gerdemannii is the source of this 381-nucleotide messenger RNA. Lineage: Eukaryota; Fungi; Glomeromycota; Glomeromycetes; Archaeosporales; Ambisporaceae. The record is from the annotation of a GenBank genome assembly.
AAGGUCAGAUUCUUUGUAAUAACAACUUAUGGAAUUCAGAAACUCACCAGCAGAUAGAAGAAAGUAAUGCUACAAGUUCUACUGGCAAUAUAUCGAACCAAUCGGCACUAGUUAAAGGAAAGGAUCUACCUGAUCAGUUUGGUCAUUACGGAGCCAUUUGCCAAUACUGUAACCAAUAUUGGUCUAGAGGAAAACUGACUGUUAUGAAAAGUCAUCUCGCAUUACAUUGUAAAAAAGUGCCAGACGAUGUCAACAAUUUAUUCUUACAGUUAAUUGUAGAAAAAGCUAAAAAGUUAGGGAAUGAAGAUAAUAUAGAUGAUAAUAUUCUCUUAAUAAUCAACAAAAAGCGUAAAUAUAUUAGUAAACAAGCAACUCUUGAUA